UAGUGCAAGAAGGCAGGAACUAGACAGAAAAGCAACAGGAACUGGAAUGAAAAGAUCAGUGGCUGAUGAUGGCUGCUAAAACAAACAACUCUAGGGUCUAAUAGGGUAGAUGGUUUUCUACAGUGUAUUGUUUUUUUCUUAUAUCUUUGUCUUAGUCUGAAACGUUUUAAUUGACUGGAUAUGGAUAUAGUAGACUAGAGAAAGAGAAGGAGACGGGCCUGAGCUGUAACUGUGUGGGUGAGUUAGAUGACGCUGUUAUGAUGUCUACUCUGCUCUUUCAUUUUUUUUGUGGUGGACCUCUGUCUUGAGUGUUCUCUCAAGUUUAGCAUGGGAAAGUGCAUCUAGUGAAUGACACAGCAUCGGUCUUGGAACAUUUUAAAUGGUUAAGUAAUUGAAGCUAGGACGUUUUUUUUGUGUGUUUUUUUACAACAUUCCUUGUGCUUUAUGCAAUACGGUAUGUUGUGUGCAUGUAUUUAUGUAGAACUGGUUUAUACAUUUACAUUUGUCAAUAUUGUGCUCUUCUAGACUAAUGAUAUGGCCCUUUGCUUUGGCUUAGUCUGAAGCAGUUUAUCUGAUGAAAGAAGUGAGUCAGCUGACUAAAACUUAUAUUCAAUAACGUUGUAGGAAGAGACUGUCACAUUUGCCAAAACAAUUUGUUAACUGAUUUUAACAUAAACACAUUUUUAUAGAGAGUUGGGAAGACAGUUGAGACAGCUUGACAAUUUUCAUUGAGAUUUUCCUCUGUUACUUUCCAAAUCUCAGUUCAGUCUCCUAAGAGCUUGUUUGUUAUUUUAAAUUGGGUCCCAGGCAUGGGGAGUAAUGUGGUGAUGUGCUGUAGUUCAUUCAUUCAUGAAUUGAGACGGCCUCUAGGGAGCACUGUGAGAGUCUGUGAGGCACCAUGCCAGCGAGCCAGUGACUCAGUUUAGGCUGAGCUCUUUUGGUGGUGAACUCUAUGUGGUUCUAGUCCGGGAUCUGACCUCGGCUCAAGAGCUAGCACCAGUCUCUGAGGAGCUCAACUUGAGAUACUGAAGCCUCCUGGGUUGUUGUGACAGCAGCAGGAGAAGUACAUUGAAAUCAGCUCAUGCAACAGGCUCAAACAGGACGGUAAAUCCACACAAUAGUCAACUCUGAAAGCCUGCUGUCAUAGACAUUGUUCCUCUUUAAAGUGUGCAAUGAGGGCAGUGUGUUUGAUGCUGACUGCCUUAUUGAUGUUGGAAUAUGUGUGCCGGAGUGACACCAUGUCCACCUGUAAGUCUCUGGACUUGGAGCUGGUGAAGAGGAAACGUAUUGAGGCCAUCCGUGGACAGAUACUGAGCAAGCUGCGGCUGCCCAAGGAGCCAGAGAUUGACCAGGAGGGAGACACUGAGGAGGUCCCAGCUUCCCUGAUGUCCAUCUACAACAGCACAGUGGAGCUGAGUGAGGAGCAGGUGCACACGUACAUACCGCCUAAUCCGGAUGCAGAGGAGGAGGCAUACUUUGCAAAGGAGGUCCACAAGUUCAACAUGAAACAAAGUGAGAACACCAGUAAGCACCAGAUGCUCUUCAACAUGUCUGAGAUGCGGUCAGUACUGGGGACUGAUCGACUGCUCUCUCAAGCUGAGCUCCGUCUCCUCAUCAAGAACCGUGGCAUGAACGAUGGCAUUGAGCAGAGACUGGAACUCUACAGAGGAGUUGGAGAUAAGGCACGUUACCUGAAGUCCCAUUUUGUCUCCAAGGAAUGGGCCAAUCGCUGGGUGUCCUUUGAUGUUACACAGACUCUGAAUGAGUGGCUGCAAGGGGCUGGAGAGGAGCAGGGAUUCCAAUUGAAGUUGCCUUGUGAUUGUGGGAAAACAAUGGAGGAAUUCCUCUUCGAAAUAUCAGGGAUGAACAAGCUGAGGGGAGAUACAGAAACACUAGCCAUGAAAAUGCCAUCAAAGCCUCACAUUUUACUGAUGUCACUUCCUGUGGAACGCCACAGCCAGCUUAGCUCUCGGAAGAAACGACAAACCACUACUGAAGAGAUCUGCUCAGAUAAAUCGGAGAGUUGCUGUGUGCGAAGACUUUACAUUGACUUCCGUAAGGACCUGGGCUGGAAGUGGAUCCAUGAACCCACGGGCUACUUUGCUAACUACUGCAUCGGCCCCUGCACCUAUAUAUGGAACACAGAAAACAAGUAUUCCCAGGUACUGGCUCUGUAUAAGCACCACAACCCCGGAGCCUCUGCCCAACCCUGCUGUGUUCCACAGGUCUUGGAGCCCCUACCCAUUAUCUAUUAUGUGGGGAGACAACACAAGGUGGAGCAGUUGUCCAAUAUGAUUGUUAAGUCCUGCAAGUGUAGCUAGAAUUACUGCACAUGUCUCUACAUUUUCUUGUCCAUUGUAUUUCCUUGUACUCAUGGAGAUACAAAGUGGGGACUGAUCCUUUUUGAUGCCGCUGGUUUAGUGUAAAAUGCUUGUCCCUUGGAAAUCAGGACGUAGUCAAGACAUUCAUUUACGAAGGGUACUAUUCUAAUUGUUUUGGGGUGGUGUCUCUAGUCUGCAUUUUUCAUUUAGCUUUUCCCAGCAGUUGUUUAUGUUUAGUGAUUUGUUAAUGUUUUCUUAUUUUAUUUUAAAUAUAUGUAGUGCUUUAUGGAGUUAAAAAAAAUGUUUAGACUUGUCAAUGUCCUGGGUGUGUCAAUAGUCUUGACUUAUUGUCACUGUGUUGCAGUAUUUGUGCUCCCUGGGAAAUGUAGAGGAAAGAGAGAGGCUAAGACAGGAUUAGUUUGGGUUUACUACUUAAAAUAAUGAAUGUACAAUAGCAUCAACUUCCUCUCAAUAUUUUUGUCAUUAUUCUCUUUUGAAUAAAUGUAUCUGCAUCACACCACUUAUCAAGUCUUUGACAAGAUGGCGCAGAUAGAGAUGGCAGCUUCGCUUCAAGCCCUUAGGAAACUGUGCAGUAUUUAGUUUUUUUUAUGUAUUAUUUCUUACAUUGUUAGCCCAGAAAACCUUAAGUGUUAUUACGUAUAGCCGGGAAUAACUAUUGGAUAUCAGAGAGUUACCAGCACAACCAGCACUAUGACCAGGAAUACAACUUUCCCAAAGGGGAUCCUUUGUCUGCACCUCCCAGGGUAUUUGAACUGAUUCCAGAGGCCGACCCAAAACAACACCGUCGGAGGAGAGGGUGCCGGAGUGGUCUUCUAGUGAGGGUUCGGAUGCGCGCACACCACAAACCGCUUCAGAGUAUAUUACUCGCUAAUGUCCAGUCCCUAGUUAACAAAGUCGAUGAAAUUAGGGCAAGAGUUGCUUUCCACAGAGAUUUCCGGGAUUACACGAGCGAGUAACACACUCGACCACUGCUACUCGAACUUCCGCGAUGCAUACAAGGCCCUCCCCUGCCCUCCUUUUGGCAAAUCUGACCAUGACUCCAUCUUGUUGUUCCCCUCUUAUAGGCAGAAACUAAAACAGGAAGCGCCGGUGCUUAGAUCUAUCCAAUGCUGGUCUGACCAAUCGGAUUCCACACUUCAAGAUUGCUACGAUGGCUGUGUCAUGCCAACAGUAAAGCAUCCUGAGACCAUUCAUGUGUGGGGUUGCUUCUCAGCCAAUGGAGUGGGCUCACUCACAAUUUUGCCUAAGAACACAGCCAUGAUUAAAGAAUGGUACCAACACAUCCUCUGAGAGCAGCUUCUCCCAACCAUCCAGGAACAGUUUGGUGACGAACAAUGCCUUUUCCAGCAUGAUGGAGCACCUUGCCAUAAGGCAAAAGUGAUAACUAAGUGGCUCGGGGAACAAAACAUUGAUAUUUUGGGUCCAUGGCCAGGAAACUCCCUAGACGGUAAUCCCAUUGAGCACUUGUGGUCAAUCCUCAAAAGGCGGGUGGACAAACAAAACCCCACAAAUUCUGACAAACUCCGAGCAUUGAUUAUGCAAGAAUGGGCUGCCAUCUGUCAGGAUGUGGCCCAGAAGUUCAUGUGGCCCAGAAGCUGUGGCCCAGAAGCCACAGCUUUACUGUUGGCAUGAUGGUAGUGUACACCUCGUCUUCUCCGGACAAGCUUUUUUCCGGAUGCCCCAAACAAUCGGAAAGGGGAUUCACCAUAGAAAAUGACUUUACCCCAGUCCUCAGCAGUCCCCUGUACCUUUUGCAGAAUAUCAGCCUGUCCCUGAUGUUUUUCCUGGAGAGAAAUGGCUUCUUUGCCGCCCUUCUUGACAUCAGGCCAUCCUCCAAAAGUCUUCGCCUCACUGUGCGUGCAGAUGCACUCACACCUGCCUGCUGCAAGGUGUUUCCUUGUAGGUAACCAUGGUUGACAGAGGAAGAACAAUUAUUCCAAGCACCACCCUCCUUUUGAAGCUUCCAGUCUGUUAUUCAAACUCAAUCAGCAUGAUAGAGUGAUCUCCAGCCUUGUCCUCGUCAACACUCACACCUGUGUUAACGAGAAAAUCACUGACAUGAUGUCAGCUGGUCCUUUUGUGGCAGGGCUGAAAUGCAGUGGGGGGGGAUUCAGUUAAUUUGCAUGGCAAAUAGGGACUUUGCAAUUCAUCUGAUCAUUCUUCAUAACAUUCUGGAGUAUAUGCAAAUUGCCAUCAUACAAACUGAGGCAGCAGACUUUGUGAAAAUUAAUAUUUGUGUCAUUCUCAAAUUUUUUGGCCACGACUGUAGUAUUUAAAAAAAAAAACUUUUUUGUCUGUUCGGACAUGAGUGAUUUAAUGUAGGGGGAAAUUAUUUUUUAAAAGCCUCAUUUUGGCUAAAUGUUUUAAUUUAUCCUACUUCCUGCGGCUAUGGACACAGGUGGGGGUGUUUGUUUAAUUUGGAAUAUGCUUUUAUUUUAAUAUUUACCACUGUAGCAGUGCACAUUGCAUUUUAUACCAAUAGGAUAAUGGUUAAAUUAGCAUUAUUAAGUUUGUCUUUGUUGCAUUUAGGGGGGUUCAUGCCUUAAUUCACAUUCUGAAUAUAUCACCAUCUCAACAAGCAGCUACAAUGAAAUUGUUAUGCUAUGUCAGGUCAAUGUGAUAGGGCUGGUUGGCUCUCACUCAAGGUUGAGUGCAUGCGAGAGUCUUUGUGCUUGCAGACACCUGCGCCACACUUCUUUUCACAUUUCCCUAUUCUCAGUGCAAUAACAAAUAAAACUGUUGGGGCCAAAUAAAAAUCAGCCUGCCAGUUGGGGAACUAUGCUCUAGAGGCUCAAUUCAAUAAACAAAGUUACAACUUUGAACAA
Messenger RNA from Salvelinus fontinalis (brook trout), 5167 nucleotides. Its product is annotated as transforming growth factor beta-1 proprotein. Gene Ontology annotation, molecular function: cytokine activity; type II transforming growth factor beta receptor binding; type III transforming growth factor beta receptor binding. The record is from RefSeq and is a predicted model, not a curated record. Lineage: Eukaryota; Metazoa; Chordata; Actinopteri; Salmoniformes; Salmonidae. The transcript is spliced from 7 exons. Gene Ontology annotation, cellular component: extracellular region. Gene Ontology annotation, biological process: transforming growth factor beta receptor signaling pathway; SMAD protein signal transduction; regulation of cell population proliferation. The coding region runs from base 1173 to 2321 and encodes 382 amino acids.